Messenger RNA from Mytilus trossulus (common blue mussel), 5961 nucleotides. Its product is annotated as activated Cdc42 kinase-like. Gene Ontology annotation, molecular function: protein binding; protein tyrosine kinase activity; ATP binding. The transcript has 26 exons. Gene Ontology annotation, biological process: protein phosphorylation. Lineage: Eukaryota; Metazoa; Mollusca; Bivalvia; Mytilida; Mytilidae. The coding region runs from base 416 to 4126 and encodes 1236 amino acids. The record is from RefSeq and is a predicted model, not a curated record.
UCAGCAUCCUGAAGCAGUUGCCCACCUUUGUUCACAGGCGGCAAUGAAAAAGUUAACAAGAGAAAAAUAAAACCACUAAUGUCACAGUGCUGAAAAAAAAUCUAUUUAAAGUAAACUAAAGCUUCCACCAACUUGUAUGAAGAAUGCAAUUUUGGGAAGAAUAAAUCAAAGGUCACAGUACCAUUAAAUAAGAAUUAAUUGCCUGUGGAAUAUAAGAGAAGUUUUGUGAGAUAAAGAAAUUGUUUAUACUGUGGAUUUAUGUGCUAUUUAUCUAUAUGUUGAUUCUGGGAAUUAUUUGAAUUAAGAAAGAAGGAUUUAUUCACUGGUGCCUUACAUUUUAUUUUGAUAUCUAAAUUGGAUAUGUAAGAAUUGGUGUACAUAGAAGUGAUUUGAGGUCAGGUGAUAGCCUAUCACCAUGACGACAGAAAAGAGCCUCCUUGAGUUUAUGGAGGAGGCCGAGUUGGACCAUUACUACCAAGCUCUGAAGGACCAACUGAAGAUUAAAGCCAUCCACCAAUUAAAGUAUGUAGAGGAAGAAGACCUUAAUGACAUCGGCAUGACAAAGCCAGAGAUGAGACGGCUCAAAAAAAUGUACAAGAAAGAAUUUCCUGCUGGUGCUCUGGGAAAGUUAAAAAAGGCAAUUUUAACUCGAUCAGGUGGAGACAUCGGACGAUCAUUGAGUCCGUCACCUCCAGAACAAAGAUCUCCACGACCUUCAUCCUACAUCAGACCUCCUAGUAAACAAAUCAUACCCGCCAAUUCAAUCCAAAUCAAUAAAACUCUUGGAGAAGGGGAGUUUGGUAUUGUACAGCAAGGGUUAUGGACUACAGAGACAGGAGAAAAAGUCCAAGUUGCAAUAAAAUGCCUUACAAAAGAAAAGAUGCACACAGGAACGACAGAAUUUUUAAAGGAGGCUAAUAUUAUGCAGAAUGUUGACCAUGAAAAUAUUGUGAGAAUGUAUGGUGUUGUAUUAGAUAAAGACGAUUCCUUAAUGUUGGUAACAGAACUAGCUCCAAUGAGAUCAUUAUUAGAGUGCCUAAAAGAACAAUCAUUACGAACUGACUUUCCUUUACCAAGACUUUGUGAUUUUGCUCAAGAAAUUUGUGAUGGAAUGAGUUAUUUAGAAAGUAAACGUUUAAUUCAUAGGGAUUUAGCUGCAAGAAAUAUAUUGGUGUUUAGUAAAUCUAAGGUAAAAAUAAGUGACUUUGGAUUAUCUCGAGCUUUAGGUAUCGGUAAAGAUUACUAUCAGAGUAAUUUUAGUCUAAACCUAAAAUUGCCUAUAGCUUGGUGUGCACCAGAGUGUAUAAAUUAUUUAAAAUUCACCUCAUCCAGUGAUAUUUGGGCAUUUGGUGUUACGUUAUGGGAAAUAUUUACAUACGGGUUCCAGCCAUGGGCAGGAUUAACUGGUCAACAAAUAUUAGAAUCAAUAGAUGCACCAAACUGCCAAAGACUAGAGAGACCAGAUUUAUGUCCUAAAGAAUACUACCAGAUAAUGACCAAAUGUUGGGAACAUGAUCCAGAGAGACGUCCAUUGUUUAGUGAAUUAUUUGUAAUGUUACCUCAGAUGAGACCUACCCAAGUCAAAGCUAUGAAAGAUUUCCCAGAAGUCGUUGUACCUAAAGAUUUCCUGUAUUAUAAAUCAUAUGAUGUCAUAUAUGUUUUAGAUAAAAACCCAGAAGAUUGUCCGAAGUCAGGGUUUUGGAAGGGUGUACUAGGGAAUGGUAAAUGUGGAUAUUUUGAUCCAGCUAAUGUCAUGCCAAUAAUUGAACACAAGAAUAGUCCUAGUGUGUCUAAAAGUAUCAGUAGAAAAGAAUCAAAACGGGAAAAUGGUGAUGCAAAAAUAAAACUAUCACGUAAAGAAUCUAAAAGAGAGAGUGGAAGUUCAUUCUUCUCUAAUAUACGACUCAGUCGUAAAGACUCUAAAAGAGAAAACCAGGAAUCAAACACACCUAAAAUUAAACUCAGUCGAAAAGACUCUAAAAAGGAAAAAGAAUUGGACACACCUAAAGUCAAACUUUCAAGAAAAGACUCGAAAAAAGAAAAAGCUGACUCAGACCAACCUAUGGUCAAACUUGUAAGGAAAGAAUCAGACAAGAAAGAAAAAUCACCCAAAAAGGGUGGUAAGAAAGAAUCAAACAGGAAGUCAUUAAGGCGGUUCAACGCUGAGAUGAUCAGUGGUCCACAGAAUGAUCUUCGCCACACAGGGCAUAUUGGUUACGAUGGUGCUAUUUUCGGUGAUGUUGGUUUCAUUGGUGAUAAUUACGACAAACUGCCGGUCAAAGUUGCUAGUACAGGGAAAGAGGGUGAAAGUAGGAUAUCAACUGUGAGUCUUAAUCGAGAUGAGAAUGGACAUAAUAUGAAUGGAUCUCUGGGUACAAAUGGUCACUCCUGGAUAAGUCAGGAAUCUAUAGAUAGUCAAUUUGUAACAAGGACAGACGAGGUUGACAGUGGAGAUUUCCAGUAUCAAGAUAUAGACGAUGAUUCUAUAUUUGCUGACUUCAAAAUGCCUGACAUUUCGAGUUCUUUUGAUUUCGGACCAUCAUUUAUGGAUGAAGUAUUGAAAGCAAUAAACGACAAAGAGGCAAAGUUGGCAAACUCAUCAUCCAAUGAUUCAUCAGCAACCACAACACCUCAACAUGAAUCACCUCCUAAACUGAUGACCAAUGGGAGAGGAUCAAAAUCACCACCACCACCACUUCCUGUUCAGCCACCUAGACUAGAACCCAGAAAUAAGGAGCCCCCCAAACCAGAACCACGAAAACAAGCUAAGGUCAAACCAAUGUCAGCAUCAGAUGAAAAAAUGAUAGAUGACGCUAUUGCCAUGGCAAAUGAAUUAAGUUCUCGUUCUCAUAUGUCAUCAUCACAAGAACCUUCAUCACCAGAUAAAUAUCAGUCAGAUUCAGAAAGUGAUUCAGGGUCACCACAGAAUGGAUCAAGAUUCAAAUUCUCAUUUAAACGUAGUCCUAAACUUGAUCGUCAAAGGACUUUCUCUGAAGAGAUAAAAAAUAAAUCAGAUCAAGUAGAAAGUGUUCCUCCUGGAGCAAUGGAGGCUUAUAACCAGUUAGUUAUGAGAGGUUCUGUGAAGGAAAAAUCUGGUACUUCAUACUCCUCUGAAGAAAGGGAAGUUACUCCACCUAAAAGAGAGGUUACCCCUGUCAAAAGGGAGUUAACUCCAGUAAGAAGAGAUAUAACUCCUGCAAAAAGAGAAAUAAUUCCUGCAAAAAGAGAAAUUACUCCUGCAAAAAGAGAAAUUACUCCUGCAAAAAGAGAAAUUACUCCUGCAAAAAGGGAAAUAACUCCAAUUGAAAGAGAGGUUACACCAGAAAGAAGGGAUGCUACUCCUGUGCAUCAAGAUAGUUCAUAUGGAGUGCCUCUUGCAAUGAUAGAUGACUUUGAUUUAGAAACACCUGAAAUGAAUUUUAAUCAAUUUACAGAGAUGAGUUAUCAUCAGAAACCAGUUCCAAAACCACGGCCUGACAGCAAACGAUCUGAUAUACCAAUUCCUGCUCCAAAACCUAGACCAGAAAUUAUACAGAGAGUUGAGCCUGUGCCUCGUCCACAAAAACCACCACCAGAAAUUCCUCAGGAAUAUGAUCUUAAAGUGAAACUACCGGAAGAUGAAUAUAGACCUAAAAUAUUAGACACUUCUAGUGAACAAACAUCAGAGUGUGACUCUGAAGACAUUAAAAACAAUGUAGAAGUGUUAAGGAUUGAUGAACCUGAUUCAGACAAUGUUCAUACUGAUUCUGGUACUGAGUCAGUCAAUAGUGCUACAGAAGUGAAUCGUCAAGAUGAUUCACGUCGGGAUUCUUAUAAUAAAUCUUCUAGUCUUUUUGUAGGGGAGGACUUUUCUGAACCAUCCCCUCGUGAAAUCAUGAACAAACUUGCAAGAGAGAGUAGAAUACGACGCUCCCUUGAUCAUCAAAGAGGAGUAAUCAGCGGUAGUGAGGAAGGACCUUCUCGUAAUAUUCGUGAACCACAAGGUAUUCCUGGUAAAGGAGCUAUGUCCUCAUCCACUGGUGGGGAUGAAGACGUGGAAACAAACCCUUUAAGAAUGUUAAGAGGUGGUGCUAUCCCCAUACGUGGAGGUCGUGUUGGUCAAGGGAGAAGAACUGCGAGGAAGUAGAGAUGAUGAGAUCUGUGUUUAAAAAUGAGAUUAGUGUUGAAGAUUGCCAGCAGGCCCUAACAGAGACUAAAUGGAUUGUUCCCAUGGCAAUAAAAUAUGUCAAACUCAAACAAUUAUUAAGUGCUCAACUAGGGGACAUAACCCUGUGUAAGGAAGCCUUAAUGGCAUGUGACUGGGAUGUCCAGAGAGCAGCCAAUCAUGUUCUCUCAAAUUUAUCUAGUCCAGAAAUAAUUGAUGUGUAGCCAUAGUGAUGUAGUCUAUUUAUAGACUGAAUUGGAAUGAAUGAGAAGACUAUUUUUAGAUGACUUGAAUAUGUGUGAAGAUGGUCAAGAAAGAUUGUGAUGAAGUAUUUGCAAUUUUUGAUACUGACAAAUUGGUGCUUUAAAGGAAUCAACUAUUAGAAUGUCUGUUGAAAGUAGAAAUAUUGAUGCAUUUAGUAUUAUUUAUAUGUCAUAAAUAUUGAACGUUGAUUUUUUGUAUUAAUCAAAAUGAAUAAAAUUAGUUUAUGUACAUUUAUUAAUUAUGCACCAAUUACAAGGAUAUGUUAAAUAAGUUUAUUCUCGGUCAAUGUGCAUACCUGCAAUAAAUAAACAAAAUUGAUGUGUCCAUUUGAUGUCCACAAGAUUUGACUCCACAAUGUUUAGUAUUAUAAUUACAUUAUAACUGCUUCGUUUUUAACAGUCAUAGAAUUUUCGGCUUCUGUAGCAUAUUAAGGUGGAGAUAAAUACUAUUACAACAACCUGUUUGUCAUGUGAUGUUAAUGAUAUUUAAUACUGUCCUGUAAAACAGGUUCGUUCAAAUAAUUGGAAAUAAAAGCAUUUAAUCAAUCAUCAUUUGGUCCAACUUUUACAGAACAAGUGAUCUCAGAUUCAUUUAAAAUUUUCUCUCCUUCUUCCAGAAUCUGUGUUUUGACCAUUGAAAUGUUCUCUCAAUCAAAAUCAGUGUUUUGACCAUUGAAAUUUUCUCUUCAUCAUGUUCAAUGUUUUGACCAUUGAUAUUUUGAUCUGAUAAAUGCAAAACUGACAUAAUCUGUAGUGAAGUUUUUGUAUUUUUUAAUGGUUCAUCAGAGUGUAACUUUAGUGUGGUACAAUGUAUUUUACAGUGAAAAGAGAUGCAUUGGUUUUUUUUAUGAAAAACAUAUUUAAGUUUAGUUGCAUUAAGUUUUUUGAUUAUUUUUUGUUCAUGCAAUAUAUUUAGUUAAAUUAAAUUGCUCAGUAUUUUUUAUUGUUCUAUGUUAAUAAUUAUUUUGUGCCUAAAAUAGGUUUGCAUUGACAUUAAAGAAGAUUCAAUUCUUCCAUAGAAAACUUGUUUUUAGGAAAUGAAGGAAAAUAUUGUCAAUUUUCUUCAAUUUUAUAGAAAAAAAAUAAUUUCUCAAUGCAUUUCGCCUCAAUUAAUAAUAAAACAUCACUAUGCAAACUUAGAUGCAACCUGUAAAGAGCUCACAAUUUAAUUUGUAUUCCAGGCAUGCAAUUUUUCUAAAAUUAUAUUCAAGUUGAUAAUUUCUAAAUAUGACCUAUGUGACUGUUAAAGGUUAAGAAUAGUUGGAGGAAAAAAAUGUUGUUUUCUUGAAAUUCAGAAGAAGAAUUAUAGUUUUCACUGAUAACAGGCUACUAUUUGAACUUGGAAUUAUUUUUAAUUAUGAAAUUUGUUUGAUUUCUUGUUAAUGAUUUUUUUAAUAAAUUCCAGGUUUAUUCUGUACUGAAAUGUUCUGUGCUGUGCACAACACUUUCUAUUACUAAGAAUAUAGUAUAUUUUCAAUAGAAUGAAACAACACUAUCUAACCAAAAUACAUUGUAUGGAAAGUGUUAUUAACUGCUCAAAAGAUUUUAAUACCA